ACAACCUCAGUCAGACAUUUAAGUUGGAGCAGAGUGGUAGGACACAUUGAGUAGGCAGCGAAAGCCACUCCUUUGGUCUACACAUCAUUCAUGUCAAACCUAUUCAGAGAAUGAGAUACGCUAGGGCUGGGUCAUCAAAUGUUACCGAAUACAAGUAGGGGAAAGGGAUUCCAGAAACAAAACCCACAGAACGCAGAGGAAGAAAACAACUGGACUAGAGACUUCAGGGGAAGCAAAACUACGCUGCCGACAUGCCCAUAGACAAGACAACGACGCCGCCUCGGCCAAAUUUGAUUGAUUUCCAUGGAGUUUCAAUGGUCCAUUAUUUCACGGACAACUGGGAGAAAAUUCAAAACUUCAAAGCCAGACCAGAUGAUAUCCUGAUUGCAACAUACCCGAAAGCAGGAACUACAUGGGUCUCCUACAUUCUUGAUCUUCUGUAUUUUUCGAAGACACAACCAGAUCGCCAGACAUCCACCUCUCUUAAUGAUAGAGUACCUUUCCUGGAGAUUACGAGCCUAAACCAAUCAUCUGGAACCGAUCUGGCUGACAGUCUGGAUACUUCUCCUCGUCUCAUCAAAACUCACCUGCCGGUCCAGUUGCUUCCAAAGUCCUUUUGGGAACAGGAAUGCAGGGUAGUGUAUGUGGCCCGUAAUGCUAAAGACAAUGCAGUGUCUUAUUUCCACUUUGACCGCAUGAACUACGGCCACCCAGAACCAGGAGACUGGAACAGCUACCUACAGAGAUUCAUUGAUGGAAAGAUGGUUUUUGGAUCCUGGUAUGACCAUGUGAUUGGCUGGUGGGAGAAGAAACACUCCCAUCCUAAAAUCCACUACAUGUUCUUUGAAGAUAUGGUUGAGGACACAGGACGGGAGAUAAAUAAGUUGUGCUCCUUUCUUGGUUUGACCUCGACAACCAAAGAGAAGGAACAAAUCAGACAUCAAUCACAGUUUGAUAAUAUGAAGAAAGAUGACAUGGCCAACUAUUCAACUGUGGAAGUCAUGGACUUUAAGAUCUCUCCCUUCAUGAGGAAAGGGAAGGUUGGUGACUGGAAAAACCACUUCACCGUAGCCCAGAAUGAACAGUUUGAUGAGGACUAUGAGAAGAAGAUGAAGAAUAUAACGCUGCAGUUCCGCACUGUAGUCUAAAGUCUGGCAAGGCUACUCUUGCAUCAUGAUUAAACCUAAGUGACUGAUGAGGAUAUGUUUGAGCUACAGGCUUAGGUCGGCCUUUACUUGACAUUUUUUAAAGAUUCAGAUUCUCUUUUUAUGGUCAUAUUCUAUUGCCUUCAAUAAAACUUUGAGAUUUUGUUGAACAAAUAAAAAAAACAGCCCCACACAUAAAUAUAGUGGGUUGUAAGAAAAACAGUUCCCCUUAAAAAUAAUAUAGAUUCACAAGAUUUUUUUGAAUAUUAUACAGUGUUGUUUCUGUGUACGAUAACUAUCAAUUUAAUCAUAUAUUUCUAAAAGAAAAAAAUAAAGUUCUGUUAUUUAAUAGUGA
Gadus macrocephalus (Pacific cod) is the source of this 1500-nucleotide messenger RNA. RefSeq names its product cytosolic sulfotransferase 3-like. Bases 252 to 1148 code for a protein of 298 amino acids. The record is from RefSeq and is a predicted model, not a curated record. Lineage: Eukaryota; Metazoa; Chordata; Actinopteri; Gadiformes; Gadidae. Gene Ontology annotation, cellular component: cytoplasm. Gene Ontology annotation, molecular function: sulfotransferase activity. The transcript has 9 exons. Gene Ontology annotation, biological process: sulfation.